AUGGAGCAGUUCAAAGGCCAGCCUCGGCUGCCGAAAUUCGCCUUGCCGAAAGGAUACGACAUAACGUUCAAACCGGACCUCACCGCUUGCAGUUUCGGCGGUGCCGUUGCCGUCGAGCUCGAUAUCAUCUCCGAUAUCUGGUUAGUCGUCCUCAAUGCGGCCGACCUCUCUGUCGAUGCCGCUUCCGUGUCUUUUACUCACAGAGACUCUUCCAGCAAGAAAUAA
Prunus armeniaca (apricot) is the source of this 225-nucleotide messenger RNA. The record is from the annotation of a GenBank genome assembly. Lineage: Eukaryota; Viridiplantae; Streptophyta; Magnoliopsida; Rosales; Rosaceae.